This is a messenger RNA of Lycium barbarum (goji berry), 471 nucleotides long. RefSeq lists its product as uncharacterized. The transcript has a single exon. The record is from RefSeq and is a predicted model, not a curated record. Bases 1 to 471 code for a protein of 156 amino acids. NCBI's taxonomy places the organism in Eukaryota, Viridiplantae, Streptophyta, Magnoliopsida, Solanales, Solanaceae.
AUGAAAGACUUUGUGAGUCUGAACAUCCAUGAGGAUACACCUUAUGCACUUAACAAGUAUCUCAGUUAUGACACAUUGAGUCCAAAAUAUCAGGCUUAUGUUGUUGUUUUUUCAUCCACCACUGAACCAAAGAAUUAUUCAGAAGCUAUGCAAGAUCCAAGAUGGGUGCAAGCAAUGAAAGAAGAGAUAACAGCUUUGGAAAAUAAUAAUACUUGGCAGAUUGUGCAACUCCCUAAGGAAAAAUCUACAAUAGGUUGUAAAUGGAUAUACAAAAUUAAGUACAAAGCAAAUGAAGAAAUAAAGAGGUUUAAAGCAAGAUUAGUAGCAAAAGGAUAUAGUAAAAAAGAGGGGAUUAACUACCAAGAGACAUUUUCACCUGUUGUGAAAAUUGUUACUGUUAGAACAGUAUCACUUGCAGCAUCUAAGAAAUGCCAUAUUCAUCAAAUGGAUGUUUACAAUGCCUUUCUUUAA